Molecule: messenger RNA, 333 nt
Organism: Cadophora gregata
Lineage: Eukaryota; Fungi; Ascomycota; Leotiomycetes; Helotiales; Ploettnerulaceae
Exons: 2
Coding region: 1-333 (110 amino acids)
Source: RefSeq, a predicted model, not a curated record
AUGCUUGGAAUCAUGAACAAGGAACCCAACCAGUGCAAUAAUGGAGCGACUACCACAAUCCAAUCUCCUACCCCACGAAGAAGUGAGUUAUUAAUCAGCGACGAUAAUAGUAUUUUGAGCGGCAACGAAGUGCAGGUGCUAGCAAAGAGCUGCGAUCUUGAGGGAGGAGAACUAGGGUGGUUCAAGCUCGAACAGGCGCGGCCAGUAGUCGAACCUGGACGGCCAGCGUUUGCUAUCAGGCAAGAAAGAGAGCGAAGAGCGGAACUGGUGAUCAGAGCUGAUGCUUCCGCAAUUUCUCGAGCAGGAUCCAGCCCAUCAUACGUAAGUGCGUGA